Molecule: messenger RNA, 261 nt
Organism: Purpureocillium lilacinum
Lineage: Eukaryota; Fungi; Ascomycota; Sordariomycetes; Hypocreales; Ophiocordycipitaceae
Source: RefSeq, a predicted model, not a curated record
AUGCUGGCGGCCAUUGAUCUACCCGGUCUGUGGGUUUGCUGCUGCGCUCGAGUGGCGGCGGUGGAUUGGAUGGCUGUCUUUCUCAUGACGCAUCGAGCUGCAACGUCCCGAGCUUCAAUGCAUCGCGGCAUGCACUUGUCCGUGUUGCACGGCCGGGGAGUCCAUGUCCACAGAGCGUGGACCAGGUCACUGGCCUGGCACCCCGUGGCCGGCCGCCGCAGCAUCUCAGAGACACCUAUGGCUGACCCCGAGCUCGUCUAG